AUUCUUCUCCUUCUCAUUCUCUCUCUCUCUCUCAAACUUUCUUGGAUCUAUAGAAAAACUGCAUCGCUCUGCAAAACUUGUCUGUCAUAUUCAUAUAGACCUCCCAUGAAUUUCUCUCCUAUCCCUGUCCAAUAGAAGAGAAAUCUAGCAUACAUUUUUUUUUCUGUUUCAUAACCAAGAAUGCGCAAUUUCAGUUCUUGUUGUAUCAAGCAAGAAUUUCUGAACAAAUGGAUAAAGGGUCUCCAAGUAUGCAAUAGCAGCACCACCUGUUCAAAGAAGAAGAUGACCAACUUAGACAGAAAGAAGGCUAUCAAGUUAUCAGCAGAUAUAGCCAUGGCUUCUACAAGAAAUGGAACUACAUUUUGGAGCCGCGCCGUCAUAGCCAAUGCUACCCACAGCAACGGCGACAAUAACAGAAUCUUCGUUGAGCGUACACUGGGUGGUGGUGAUGGUGGUGGUGGUCGUUUGUCCGAGCACUGUGGGAGAACGAAAGCUUCGAGAUCACUGUCGUCAGUGAUGCACAAGAAGAUCUUGAAGAAAAGCCGGAGGGUAUGUAGUAGAACUGUGUUGGGGAGGAAACAUAACCUAGCAAAAACCCAUUCGAUUGCCAAGAGAUUGGUCCGGAAGAAAACACAAGUGCUCAAGAGUCUUGUUCCUGGAGGAGAAUCCAUGGAUGAGCUCUCUUUGGUUGUGGAAACCCUAGAUUAUAUCGCGUCUCUGCGAGCUCAGGUUGAGGUAAUGCGGUGUCUUGCCACCACCGCGGAGUUAUUAAAUGGUACAUAAGAAUAAUAUCGAUGGUACUAAAUUAAUUAAUUACUUGAUCCAUCUUAUUAAUUAUAUUAUGUUUUUUUAAUUUCUCUUCAUUUUCCUUUUUUUCUUUUUGUCCUUUUAUUCAAUAGUAUAGUGAUAGCUAGUUAUUUCGAUAUGUAGCUGUAACUUUAAGGUGCCCAGUAUUGUACAGAUCGAAGAAUGCAUACCAGUAAUCGAAGCUUGGAAUUUUAAUGUUUAAUUAAGUUGUCAGUUCU
Molecule: messenger RNA, 1025 nt
Organism: Malus domestica (apple)
Lineage: Eukaryota; Viridiplantae; Streptophyta; Magnoliopsida; Rosales; Rosaceae
Product: transcription factor IBH1-like 1
Biological process (GO): regulation of DNA-templated transcription
Source: RefSeq, a predicted model, not a curated record